Messenger RNA from Lineus longissimus, 4405 nucleotides. Its product is annotated as type II inositol 1,4,5-trisphosphate 5-phosphatase-like. The record is from RefSeq and is a predicted model, not a curated record. Gene Ontology annotation, cellular component: membrane. Bases 92 to 2983 code for a protein of 963 amino acids. The transcript is spliced from 23 exons. Gene Ontology annotation, biological process: signal transduction; phosphatidylinositol dephosphorylation. Gene Ontology annotation, molecular function: phosphatidylinositol-4,5-bisphosphate 5-phosphatase activity; inositol phosphate phosphatase activity. Lineage: Eukaryota; Metazoa; Nemertea; Pilidiophora; Heteronemertea; Lineidae.
GCUCUGGUCACUUCCAAAAUGGCCGAUAUUUAUUUCGCGGAACUUAUUUUCCUCUAAAACUCACAAAAAUUGGUGUUCAAAGGUAUUCAAGAUGGAUAUUACACCAGUGAUUCAGAAGAAGCUAAAGGACAAGGAAAAAUGCGUGGCUUCGAUUGAGGCUGGCCUUGUCGAAGGAUGGGUGAAGACAAGCCGUGUAUUGGCUCUUGUUGGCAAAGAGGGAGAAUAUGGUCUACUGGUGUUCAAGACGACCCGCUCCCCGUGUGUUAGCCCCACUGAUCUCAGCAUUGAGCAGGCCUUGCCAAUCAACUUGGAAUUCAAGUGUGCCGUUGAUACCUCGGCACCAAGGACAAUUGGAUCUGAUGUGCCUGUGAAAAUCACUGGCAAGAGAGCACAGCUGAUAUUUGAGGUCCCCUACGGAACAAGGUCCAAUUCAUUUAUGACAGAGAUGAAGAGAGCAAUGGAUGUCGAAGCUCAGACAGCUGGCUUUGGUCUACCCUCAGAAUUCACUUGGCUGGACAAGUACAGCCCUGCACCCAGAAACUCAAGUGGUACACUUGAUAUGUUCGAUCCUCUCAAGCAGGCAGGCCCUCAACAACCAAGUCAAAAUCUCAACCCAAACUCAGAUUGGCCUUGGGGUCACAUCGUAGAUGCAGGCCAAGCAGAUGCAUGCCCAGUUGUCUUUGACAGCACUGCUGACGGCAGCAAUCCGAUGCUGGGAUUCGAGGAUAACUUCACGGACGGGGUCACCCUGGAUGAUGCUGACGGCGGGGGGAGAAGGGAUCUGAAAAUAUCCGAUAAUGAUUCUGCAUCGUUUACUUCAUCAAUUACGUCAUCUUUGUCAAAAAGUUUAGAUGACCUCAAUGACCUUCCAGUUAGCAAGCAACACUUCGGUGUGGCAACAAAACCAGUCGGAUCUGCCAGAGAUGUCUAUAUACAGGUCCACAUGAGCAACAGGGACGAGGAGUUCACACAUAAAAAACAACUCAAGGUUUUCUGUGGGACAUGGAAUGUCAACGGACAGCCUGCGUCCGUCUCAAUCAAACCUUGGUUAUCAUACGAUGAGGAACCACCAGAUAUAUACGCCAUCGGAUUCCAAGAGUUAGAUCUCAGCAAAGAAGCGUUCAUCUUCAACGACUCCAAUCGGCAAGAUGACUGGUUUAAACAAGUGUGCAGUGCGUUGCAUCCUGAGGCUAAAUAUAGAAAGGUGCGCUUGAUCCGUCUGGUUGGUAUCAUGUUGGUCGUGUUCAUCAAAGAUGACUUAGUCGCACACAUCAAUGAUAUAGAUGCGGCAUAUGUCGGCACUGGAAUCAUGGGAGUCAUGGGUAACAAAGGAGGUGUGGCUGUACGAUUCAGUAUCUACAACUCCACCGUGUGUUUUAUAUCUUCACAUCUUGCCGCCCAUGUGGAAGAGUACGAACGAAGAAAUCAAGAUUUCCGGGACAUCAAUAGUCGAUUGCGUUUUGCCAAGUUUGAUCCACCGCUGUCAAUUGUUGAACAUGACAUGAUAUUCUGGCUGGGUGAUCUGAACUAUAGACUUAGUGAACUCGACGCAGAGACAGUGAAAAAUUUGUGUAAAUCGCAGGACUUUGAGACAAUUCUAAAAUACGAUCAACUGUUCCGGCAAAUAAACGCCAAAAAAGUGUUUUUAGGUUACAAGGAAGGAGACAUUAAAUUCAUUCCUACUUAUAAAUACGACCCUGGAACAGAUAAAUGGGACACCAGUGAGAAAUGUCGAGCUCCAGCGUGGUGCGAUCGUGUUUUAUGGAAAGGAGAUGGAAUUGACCAGGUUGCCUACAGAAGUCAUCACGUGCUUAGAAUAAGUGACCACAAGCCUGUCAGUGCUGUAUUUAAUGUUUAUGCCAAGGUGAUUGACACUGCAAAGUACAAGCGAGUGUACGAGGAUGUGAUGAAGAAACUAGAUCGGUUAGAAAACGAGUUCCUUCCACAAGUCUCAUUGGACCGAGUAGAGUUACACUUCAAAGAUGUGAUGUUUAUCGAGCCGCAGUGCCAGCAUAUAACAAUAGCAAACACAGGGCAGGUGCCAGUCCAGUUUGAGUUUAUCAACAAGCUGGAUGAUGACUCUUACUGUAAACCAUGGCUUCUCAUCAGACCACCCAAGAGGUUCAUCAUGCCAGGCGAAAGUUGUGAAGUAGAGUUUGAAGUCUACGUGAACAAGGACACUGCUCCGAAGCUGAAUGCCGGGGAUGAUAAAAUCGAAGACAUUUUAGUCCUCCACUUGGAUGGAGGAAAAGACUUUUUCGUUUCUGUUUCUGGUAACUUCUUGCCAAGUUGCUUUGGUUCGUCACUUGAGGCCUUGGUUCACAUGUAUGGAGUGAUCAGAGAUGUGCCUACAGCCCAACUCAUUGACCUUUCUCACUACACCCCCACGAGUGAACCUGCGAGUUCAGAUCACGAUCAACCCCUGGACAUUCCCAAGGAGAUUUGGCGGCUUGUCGACCAUCUCUACAACUAUGGCAUGUCACAGGAAGACCUCUUCCAGCAACCGGGCCUACACUCUGAGAUACAACAGAUUAGAGACAGCUUAGACACUGGGGUGCCUGAGGACAUCCCUGGUGGCAUUCAUUCUGUAUCUGAGAGUCUGCUCAUCUUCAUCGAAGCUCUACCCGAGCCGGUUAUCGUCUAUUCUCUGUAUCAGAGAUGUUUAGAUAACUCUCAUAGCUUUAUUGCAUCCAAACAGCUUGUUUCCAUGCUUCCAACAUGCCAUAGAAACACCUUCAACUAUAUCUGUGCAUUCCUAAGGAAAUUGUUAGAAUUCAACCAAUACAACAAUCUGGAACCAAAGUUUUUAGCGUCACUGUUCAGUGCUGUGAUGUUGCGAGCGCCACCUACUGACAAACGAGACAAUCCUAGUGUUGCAAACAAAAGAGCCACCAAUAUACAAAUCCUCGAGAAAAAGAAGGCAACGUUUCUCUACCAUUUCUUGGUCAAUGAGGAUGCCGUAGUGACACCUUUUGGAACGUGAUGGAACCGACUCUGUUGGACACUAUACUUACAUGUGUGGAUUUUAGUGUAUAUUUCCAUAUCAGUUAUAUCUUUUUGGAGCGAUUGAUUGAGGUGACCCAGCUGAUCCUGCCCAGAACCUCCCUGUCAAAACAAAGCAAAGAACUUUUUUCAAUUUGUCACAACUAAAAAUUUACAUGGGAUAGAGGCAAUUCAUUUGUCAUAAAGUAAAGACAUUUCUCUUAAUGAGAGCUUGACAGAAGGAAAACUCUUGGAUGUGUGCUAGAAAUGUUAUGCCAAAAUCUGUGUUAUUUUUGAAGUAGACUGGUGCUUCAGAUGUUGGGUCUGUUAAUGCUUUCUGCUACAAUUAGUGACACACAAUUGUGUGUUGGAUGAUUGUCCCUGAGAACAAUAUGCAGCAUGGUGAGCUGUGUCAUGCAUGCUCUUGACAAACAGAUGUGGAAGAGGUAAUACUUCCUAUGGCUGAGUGUUCUUGUCGCUUGUGUAGACAAUGGUGUCAUAUCUAAGAUUUGAUGGGUUUCUGCAACAUUUUUGAUCCCAAAAAUUGUGGGAUUUUCUUAUUCUGUGAGUAAGUGUACAUUCUGUAUCAUACUGUAAAUCUCUUAUAUCGCAUUCUAGAAUUGUAUGAUAAUUUUGUAAAGCAUUAACCCUCUAUAACAUACUCUCACUGUCUGCAAUUGUAAACAGCAAAAGAAACAUGGUUCACUUAAACAGCAGCUGCAUGUGAUUUCCCCAGUUUAUUGUCCAGAGUUUGAAUAAAAUUGAAGGCUAUAUGUGGCCUUUUACUCAAAAGAAUGACCUCAUUUUGAGCUCUGGCAAGGGCGAAUCGAUAAAACUAUGGACUGAUAUUUAUUACUUGGAACAUUCCUAUUGACAAUGAAUUCGUGAUAGUCAAAUAGCAAUGACUAGUAAUGAAAAUUAGUGUUAGUAAAUUAUUCCGAGUGGCUUUUGUUGUGUUGAUGGGCACAUUUAAAAACAAAUAAUAUUUGGGAACUGAUCUCAAUUUCAGUUAUCAGUUAAGUGUCAAUUGAGAGGUACUCUCUUCAAUUUAAGCCUUCGAGUUCUAUAUGUUCUAGUCCUUCAUGUGCCUUAUGUGCUUCGUCCUCUUUCUGCUAUGCAAUAAUCCAACUUGGUGUUAUAUGUACAGCAAGGAGUCUGAAAAGGCAGGGCGCUGUGCUCUGCCUUUGAAUGGAAGUGCAUUAGCCACAAGAGACAAUUGAGAAAGGCAGUUUGUAGCGUUCUUCUGCUAAAACAUUUUAGCUGAAACUACAACUCCAUGUCGAAAGUCAGGAAUCAUUAAUAUGAUGCUUGUAGGAUGGCCAGACAUCAAAAUAAUUCUCAUGACACUUGCUGGAUCAUGUAAAAUAUGCAUGUAGGUCGUUGUGAUGGUGUACUGCAAAUAAAUGAGUAACAUUGUAUGUAA